Zalophus californianus (California sea lion) is the source of this 2362-nucleotide messenger RNA. Its product is annotated as multidrug and toxin extrusion protein 2-like. NCBI's taxonomy places the organism in Eukaryota, Metazoa, Chordata, Mammalia, Carnivora, Otariidae. Gene Ontology annotation, biological process: xenobiotic detoxification by transmembrane export across the plasma membrane. Gene Ontology annotation, molecular function: antiporter activity; xenobiotic transmembrane transporter activity. The transcript has 17 exons. The record is from RefSeq and is a predicted model, not a curated record. The coding region runs from base 1 to 1725 and encodes 574 amino acids. Gene Ontology annotation, cellular component: membrane.
AUGGAGCCCCCCAACACCGUCGCCGCCGCCGCCGCCCCCGCCGCCCCCACGGACAGCGCCCAGCGGCCCGACACCCCGGGCUGGCGCGGCUGCCUGCGAGGCCUGCGUGGCGCGCUGCCGCCCGACGUGCGACAGGAGGCGGCCGCGCUGGUGGCGCUCGCCGGCCCCGUGUUCCUGGCGCAGCUGAUGAUCUUCCUCAUCAGCGUCGUCAGUUCCAUCUUCUGCGGGCAUCUGGGCAAAGUGGAGCUGGACGCCGUUAUGCUCGCAGUGUCGGUUGUGAACAUUACUGGGAUUUCCGUGGGGACUGGCUUGGCCUCGGCUUGUGACACCCUCAUGGCUCAGUCCUUUGGAGGCAAGAACCUAAAACGCGUGGGGAUCAUCCUUCAAAGAGGAAUCCUCAUCCUGAUGCUCUGUUGCUUUCCUUGCUGGGCCGUCUUCAUCAAUACGGAGCGCAUCCUCCUGCUCUUGAAACAAGACCCCGAAGUCUCCAGGAUAGCCCAGAUUUAUGUGAUGAUUUUUAUUCCUGCUCUUCCUGCAGCAUUCUUGUUCCAGCUGCAGACGAGGUACUUACAAAGUCAGGGCAUCAUCAUGCCGCAGGUGAUCACUGGGAUUGGAGCGAACGUGAUCAAUGUGGGCAUGAAUGCCCUCCUGCUCUAUGCCCUGGACCUCGGCGUGGUAGGAUCUGCCUGGGCAAACACCACUUCCCAGUUCCUCCUGUCCGCUCUUCUUUUCCUGUAUGUGUGGUGGAAAAAAAUCCACGUUGACACUUGGGGAGGUUGGACUUGGGACUGUUUGCAGGAAUGGGGCUCCUACAUCCAGCUGGCUAUUCCCAGUAUGUUCAUGGUGUGCAUUGAGUGGUGGACCUUUGAGAUCGGAACUUUCCUUGCAGGACUGAUUAGUGUGACAGAGCUUGGGGCCCAGGCCAUCAUUUACGAACUGGCCUCUGCAGCCUACAUGCUGCCCCUUGGCUUUGGUGUGGCGGCCAGUGUCCGCGUGGGCAACGCUCUAGGUGCAGGGAAUGCUGAGCAGGCUCGGUACUCCAGCAUCACCGUUCUCCUGUGUGCGGGUGUUUGUGCGCUCAUAGUGGGCGUUUUAAUUGCAGCUUUGAAAGAUGUGGUUGCCUACAUAUUUACCAGUGACAGAGAUAUCAUUUACCUUGUGAGCCAAGUGAUGCCUAUUUUUGCUCCCUUUCAUCUAUUCGAUGCACUUGCGGGCACCUGCGGGGGAGUCCUUCGAGGUACAGGAAAACAAAAGAUUGGUGCUAUCUUGAAUGCCAUUGGUUAUUAUGUUUUUGGUUUUCCCAUUGGAAUAUCUCUGAUGUUUGCUGCUAAACUUGGGAUAAUAGGUCUCUGGUCUGGAUUGAUCAUCUGUGUUUUCUUUCAAGCCCUUUUCUAUUUGGUGCUCAUCUGGAGGACAAACUGGAAGAGAGUUGCGGAGCAGGCACAGGUCCGAGCUGGGCUGAAGGGGAUCAAAGAGACCACACCAUCACCAGCAGAUCAACCUGUCUUGGAGAAAGAAGUAACCGGUGGAGUGGUUUUGCCUGAUACCAUCACACCCGAGAGCCAGACCCUCCAACUAAUGGUACUAGAAGAAAGCAACCAGUAUGCCGUGUCCACCAUUGGGGAUGUUUUGACAGUGAGCCAGUUGAUUUUCUAUCGUGGAAUAGCUCUAGCUGUUGCUGUUGCUAUUCUUUUAGCAGGCAUUUUAAUCAGGGUUUUUCAAUGAUCGUGGCUCAAAUAGAAGGAUUGUCACCAGCCCACAAACUAGACAGGAUCAUUAUUACUGAUCUGUGAAGUGUGGGAGGUGACCUUGUCACACGGAGAGCGGUCUCGCUCCCCGCUGUGAGUGGAAAAGAUAUCAGUGAUGUCUUGUUAGUUAUCCCGAGAAUCUGCACUAUCCUCAUGGAGAUCAAGAAAGGAGGUAGACUUCUUAGUUUCUCCCAGACGUUAACUCUAUCAUGGCUUGUAAAUCUGUAAAUUUCAUUUUCCCUGCUGGAAGUGUUCCGCACUCUUCUGUUGAGUAUCUUCCCUCUUGCAGGAAAGUUUGCUGCCCUUUAAAACUGAUGGCUGAUUCAGCUUUGUUUGUAUUUCUCUGUUAAUGUAUAGACUCUUAUUAGUAGGUGUGUAUUAAGUGCCUGUUGAAGUCCUAUCUCAGGUAUUGCCAUAUAAGGUUCUGUAAAAUAAACACCUUAAAAUUGAAAAUGCGUGCUAAUAAUAUUUGAGGCUGUAAAAUCUAUUGAAAUGUUAACUUUUAGUUUGGGGCCUUUGAACACAUUUUUGUGGCAACUUGCAUAUUAAAAAUCCAAUCUGUGGGCGCCUGGGUGGCUCAGAUGGUUAAGCGUCUGCCUUCGGCUCAGGUCAUG